AUGUCGAUACCGAAUGAAAAGCUGCAGCAGAUCCUGCAGGAGAUUGGCCAGAAGAAGGCUUUUGCCGAACAGCAACUCGUGAUCGUGAGGCAGCAAAAGGUCGCCAACAGCCGAGAAAGCCGGAUGCUGCAGCUGACUGCAAGUGAAAUGGAGUCGCUGCCGAAAGAGACAAAGGUCUAUGAAGGCGUGGGCAAGAUGUUCGUGUGCACUCCAAUUCCAGACGUCCAGAAGAGACUAUCGAGCGAGGACGAGAAGCUCAAGAGCGAGCUUUCAAACCUCAAAAAGAAAGAGGACUACUUGGAGAAGACGUACGAGAACAGCAAGAACAGCAUCGAGCAAGUGCUGGGAGGACGGACCGGCUGA
This is a messenger RNA of Paraphaeosphaeria sporulosa, 363 nucleotides long. Its product is annotated as Prefoldin. Gene Ontology annotation, biological process: protein folding. The transcript is spliced from 3 exons. The record is from RefSeq and is a predicted model, not a curated record. The coding region runs from base 1 to 363 and encodes 120 amino acids. NCBI's taxonomy places the organism in Eukaryota, Fungi, Ascomycota, Dothideomycetes, Pleosporales, Didymosphaeriaceae. Gene Ontology annotation, cellular component: cytoplasm; prefoldin complex. Gene Ontology annotation, molecular function: protein folding chaperone.